UCUGAUUUUUGCUCUGCUUGAAUUAUAUUGGUUGGUCGGCCCAGACGGGGUCUUCCAUCUCCUAUGUACAGUCGCAAAUAUCACGCCCCACCUGAAUGCCACUUGAAGCGCUCAUGCGCACUGUCACGCCGGGUCCCUAGGCGGCUCAGCGGCUACCUGGAGCGCUAACAUUUUUUCUUUUCUCUUCUUCUUUCUUCCCGUAGCUGGCUCACCAACGACAAGCACUUUCCCAGUUCUCAACAAAAACAACAUUGUCACUUGGGGUAAAAUCCAUCAUGCCCAAGGCAGCGCCAUACGAUGUCCUGUUUGUGGACCGGUCUCACAACUAUCCCGAUCCUCUGCCGACUCCAAAUGACAUCGAUGGCUCCGAAGUCUUGCUCAACCAGUCCACCGGCUCUCGCCUCAUAAAGAUGCAGCAGAGAUUCGUCAUCAAGUUCGGCAUUCAUGUCCACCCCAUCGAGGCCCAUAACAUGCUGUACGUGGCAAAGUCCACGACGGUGCCGGUCCCCAAGGUCUACGCCAUCUACCAACGUCGAGAGAAACAGAGCGUCGUCACAUAUAUCGUCAUGCAAUAUGUGCCGGGCACGACGCUUCUAAACUUGUGGGGCAGCCUGGACCAGGCUCGCAAAACCGCCAUCGCCAGGACCCUUCGGACCUACUUCCAUCAGCUCCGGCAACUGCAGCACCCGGGCUACUUCGGCAACAUUGCUGGCGGACCGCCACUCGACGACAUGUUCUCGGCGACGCAGGGUGCCCACGAGGUCAAGACAUCGUUUGCAACCGAGGACGAACUGAUAGACUGCAUUAUUCGGAUAUACCUCCUCGAAACCGGCGAGCGGAUGGCCCACAAGACUCGGUAUUACCAACAUGUCCUGUCGACUGUCCUUCGCGGCGAUGGCUCUCCCGUCUUCACCCACAACGACUUCCAGAGAAAGAACGUCAUGGUGCAGCCCGAUGGGACGCUAAUCAUUAUCGACUGGGAGUUUGCGUCGUGGUAUCCGACCUACUGGGAAUAUUCGACGGCUACAUAUGCGAACGGUGGUUGGAACGAUGAUUGGCACGAAUACGUGCGCAUGGCCUUGGACGAAUACCCAAACCAGUCCCUUUGGUUGUCAAGCAUGAAGCAUGAAAUGUGGACCUGAGAUGGCCGACGAUGGCUGGCGAGACCGGAUGAAUGACGAGGGUUGUUGAUCAGCAGUUGAGGUAGUCCGCCGAAUCGAAUUCCGAAACGGCGCAUCGCCUUACGGGCCUUACCCGGAUCCAGCCUGCUCUGCAACUGGGCCAGCUCUGAUGUGC
Molecule: messenger RNA, 1296 nt
Organism: Ilyonectria robusta
Lineage: Eukaryota; Fungi; Ascomycota; Sordariomycetes; Hypocreales; Nectriaceae
Product: kinase-like domain-containing protein
Exons: 1
Coding region: 276-1142 (288 amino acids)
Source: RefSeq, a predicted model, not a curated record